This is a messenger RNA of Mizuhopecten yessoensis (Yesso scallop), 3848 nucleotides long. RefSeq lists its product as uncharacterized. Bases 329 to 3313 code for a protein of 994 amino acids. Gene Ontology annotation, biological process: protein phosphorylation. The record is from RefSeq and is a predicted model, not a curated record. The transcript has 10 exons. Gene Ontology annotation, molecular function: ATP binding; protein kinase activity. Lineage: Eukaryota; Metazoa; Mollusca; Bivalvia; Pectinida; Pectinidae.
UAGUUUCAUGUACUGGUUAGGGGCGUAACCCAGGGUAAAGGAAAAUCACCCUGUCAUUGGAUUUGAUACUAGACCCCAUUAUUUUCCGUACGUCUAUUUAAAGCCAACCAUUCCUCUAAAACGUAGAACAAAGUUGAAGAGUCGUAGGAUACUUCACAGGAAGAUACUAUCCACAAUGAUGACUUGUGUACGCCAUAUAUAGCAGCUCUUUUACAACAGAGGUGGUGGUUAAACGUAAGGUGUUGACGCGAUACGCCUUGUAGUUUUAGUGAAGUAUUUCCCUAGAUUGAGUGUUAAAGUGUUAAAUUUAGGACAAGUGACAACAACCAUGGAUGACGUUACAGCUACCUUAGCCAGAUUGGGUAUCCGGUCAGUGGAGGAUGUCAUUAGACUGCCGGACAUGAAAUCAGUAUUCAUAGUCAUGAGGAAGCUAGGAUUGACCACAACUGGACUGAAAAGGCAGAGAGAUGCCGAGAGAGUGCUACUCUCCUACUGGAGAGAGCAUGUUGCUCGUACAAGAAAUAGGGACAAUGGCUUCAAGCAUGCCCUGUCAGACGACAGAAAGAACAGACGCUUUCUAGGAGAAAAGUAUGAUGAAGUGAUUGACCACUACAAGAAGCUUCCAGAACAACACCGACGCGACCUUGACCAAUUCUUCAAGGGCAUCGUUGAAGCUGUGAAACAAAAGAAAGGCGAGCUGGCAAGUAGUGAUUGCGCCAUUCUUGUAGCGGGGGAGACAUCUGCAGGGAAGAGCAGUUUUAUCAAUCUUUUACUGGGGACAGAACUCUUACCGACAAGCGACCUACAGUGUACUAACACGAUCUGUGAGAUACGAUACUCGCGCGACGGUAACAAGUAUGCCGUGCUGCACCACCGAUCUAUCGGGAGCCAGAAACGCAAACCGGAAACUAUAGAUCUCGAGCGUGGCAAAGGCAUCAAUGUCCUAACAAAGGUGGUUACUGAGCUGGACGAAGACACGGAGGAAAGUCCGUAUUCCAGGGUGGAGAUAUUUUGGCCCAUUGAGAUUCUAGAAUCUGGUAUAGUGAUUGUGGACACACCCGGUAUAGGCGCUAGUCGGCAGCUGUCGAAGAGUGUGGCGAGGUUCCUCUCUAAAUCAUUUGGCUUCAUCUACAUAAUCAACAGUGCUAAUGCUGGCGGAGUACAGAAAGGCAGGUUGAAGGACUUCCUCAGACUAGUUACCACAUCGGUUGACGAGGAUUUCAAUUCCCGAGCCACCAUGUUUAUUUGUAACAAGUGGGACACCGUGCCAGAAAGAGACCGGAAAGAUGUAUACAAAAAUACCAUCCUACAGCUGAAACGCUGUUAUAACGCCGUCAGGGUGGACCAGAUUUACCGCCUGUCCACGUCAGAGGCACUAAAAGCGAUGAUCUUCGCCGACUGCACCACGGAAGAGCACGAUAUGGUUCUCAAGGGAUUAGAACGGCUCCUACCGAACAGUCUGAAAAACCAACUAGCUUCUCACUACGGAUGGAUAUCACAAGUGUUAAAGCGGUCUCACUACUCACUUAAGGUCGCCAAGUUGAUGAACGCUAAAGGAUUGGAAGAGAAGGAACAACUACAGAAAACGUUAAUGACACAAAUGGACCGUUUAGACAGGGACGCUAAGUAUACUUUAGAUAGCAUGCGCAGAGAGGUCAAAGAAGAGCUUGAGAACCUCUACGGACAGAUUGACCGUCUUCUGUCCUCGACGGAUGUACAGGUUCGUAUCUGUCAGUGGGAAGCCGGCCAUUGCCCACCGGCGGAAAACUGGAAGAAAGUUGUCCGCGAGGCGGAGAGCAGUAUCGCCAAACGUGUAAUCAGUGAGAUCAAUCUGUGGGAUGAUCAAAACGGCAUCGUCAAACAUCUCAAGGACAAAAUUGUAAAAAAGUUCAAACGGAACUUUCAACUUAUGGAAGACCAAAUGCGGGAUGUUGAAGUUGUUCUUCUUCCGGGCGAUAAACAUGCGGUGUCAGACUUUCACAAGUCGAUGAAAAGACCUGCGCCUGUGAAGAACGUGUUCCAAAAGGCAGGAAAGCAGGGGGUCCAGAUCACCGACGACCUUAAGAGAAUCGGGGGAGCAGUAGCCUGCGCUGGAUCAUUGAAUACUAAGUCUAAGGAAGUAAGGCAUAUAUUUAAAGCGUACAACAAACGAGACCCAAGGAAGAGCAUGGAGGAUGCCUCAAUGAUAUUCAUGCAUAGUGUAACACAAGGAAACGUACUGAGGGCAAAACUGGAUCUGUUUCUAGGAAAGUACAUGAAGGGCAUAGACGACAUUGCUAAAAUGAUCCCAGACCUCCUCAAAGCUGACAGGAUAUUGAUGGAUACUUUGAGGAUGGAAAUGAAGGAAAACAAAGGUCUUCUGGCCAAUCUCUUUCCAGACCUUUUGUUCAAUAUUUCCAAGAAGCAGGGUCUGCUUGACAUGUUCUUUGUGACAUGUAUCAUGGAAUCCGACUUCAGAAUGAGGGAACUUGAUAUAAACAGAGCCAAGCCACUUGGGAGUGGAACGUUCGCUGACGUUUUCAAGGGCAACCUUAGACCAGCCGGUGAGGCGGAAACAAGAGUGGCUGUUAAAAUUAACAAGGAGUACAUCACUGCGUCCAACGUGAGCGACCUCCUUUUGGAGGACCGCACAUUAAGAGAUCUCAAUCAUAAAAACAUAGUCACCUAUUUUGGGUCAGUUCUCAGCCAGAAUGAAAAGUUGCGCAUCAGCUGGAUCAUGCUCCUAGAAUUCUGCAAGGGCACGUUGAAAGACGUGUUUCUGGAGGACUCAUACGAGAACCCCGGAAAACUUGGAAACAGACGCAAUGAUCAAAUACGUGCCAUGCGGAAUAUGUCUCGGUACGUGAUAGAGUUGUGUCGCGGACUACAGUACUUACACGAGAAGGACUUGGUGCACCGCGAUCUGAAACUGGAGAACGUGCUGGUAUCAAUGGAAGAUACAGUAAAGCUGACGGACGUCGGACUUACAAAAGGCGCUAAUAUGAUAUCGGGAACUCUCGUGGGAUCCCCCGUGUACAUGGCACCGGAAGUACUUGUAACACGUGACAUAUACGACCACAAGGCGGACAUUUACAGUCUCGGUAUUAUGCUGUGGGAGAUGUGGUACGGUAUUGACGCUGCAGAACAUAUCAUACACUACAUCCACAAAUCACUGGAGGACUCAGUCCAAAAAGGCCUCAGGCCGGAUAUGUCCAUCCAGCACCGACCCCCGGAUAAUUGGAUAAACGUGAUCGAGCGAUGCUGGGACAAAGACCCCGUGACCAGACUGGAAGCUGCAGGCGUAGGCAACUUCUUUGAAAAGGUGUCAAAGUAAAGUUUAAACCUCAAAAAGUAUACUUAGUGUCACGUAUGACAGCAGUGCCAUGGUGAGCCAACAGUGAUGUUGUAACCAGCUUGAUCUGAUCUUGUGAGCUAUCAAUGAUGUUUUGAACAAGCUUGAUCUGAUCUUGUGAGCCAGCAGUGAUGUUUUGAAGAAGCUUGAUCUGAUCUUAUGAGCCAGCAGUGACCUUGUAAGCCAGCUGUGAUCUUUUUAGCCAGCGAUGACCUUGUGAUCCAGCAGUGACCUUGUGAGCCAACUGUGACCUUGUGAGCCAGCAGUGAUCUAAGCUUCGGAAUGAGAAGUCAUCAACGUUAUCCAUAUGGACUUUUGAUGCAUCACUGCCCUCACAUCUAAGUCUAUCCACCAAUGAGCAUGUGUGUCAGAUAGAAGUAGUUUAUACAAACAAUCUUGUUGUUAUAGUCCUAUUGAAGAACAUGUCUUUGCUGUGAGUUCUUUUCACCAUUUUGUUGUUAUAUAUAUAUCAAACCUGAAGAGCCCUGUGAAGGGUGAAAGCAGCUAGUUUUUUAGU